Messenger RNA from Musa acuminata subsp. malaccensis (wild Malaysian banana), 1172 nucleotides. Its product is annotated as septum-promoting GTP-binding protein 1. The record is from RefSeq and is a predicted model, not a curated record. Gene Ontology annotation, molecular function: GTPase activity; GTP binding. NCBI's taxonomy places the organism in Eukaryota, Viridiplantae, Streptophyta, Magnoliopsida, Zingiberales, Musaceae.
GAGUCAACGCUCUCCCACCAUAACGACAGCAUAACACAACGGUGCAGCGUUACUUCCGACCGUUGUUCUUACCGUCGGGAAGGUACCCGCGCGUCAUUAUUGUGAGGCGACGGCCGAAUUGGACGCGCGAGCGACGAAUAGAGAUAUAUUAUCGUUGCAUGGGUAUAUAAUGAAGCUAAUUAGCAUCGCUAGAAAUAACACCACCCCACGCGUCUUUGGCUCCUCGCCUCUGUUGAUGGCCGAACGAGGCCUCCAGCCGUCCGUAGCCGCCGAACCAUGACCCGCCUCGGCUGGGCUCGCUUCCUCGGGAUCGCCUUCCUCCGCCGCUUCCUCCGCGCCGUCUGGGACCACCUUCUGUACUGCUCCUCGCUCGGCGGCCGCGGCCGGUACCGCCGGCUCAAGGCGUGCGUCCCGCCAUCUCAUCUCGUGGCGGAGAAGGACGGGAAGCCGACCGCCGCCGUGGGGCGUGCGGCGCUGUGCGCGGACGAUGAGGGGGAUUCUGACCUGGUGACCUUGAAGAUCGGCCUCCUUGGUGACCGCCACACGGGGAAAACUAGCUUCCUGAUCAAGUAUGUGGGGGAUCUGGAGGAACAGAGGGAGCUGCACACGGCAGGAUUGAAUACGAUGGACAAGGUUCUAUUUGUUCGGGGAGCGAGGAUUGCGUUCAGCAUUUGGGAUGUUGGAGGUGAUGACCAAUUUCUCGACCGCGUUCCUGCAGCUUGUCAAGAUGCUGUGGCAAUUCUUGUAUUGUUUGAUCUCACCAAUCGUUCUACCCUAAACAAUGCCAUUGGCUGGUACCAAAGGGCAAGAAAAUGGAAUAAGACGGCGAUUCCUAUCUUAAUAGGUACCAAAUUUGAUGACUUUGCCCAGCUUCCUGUUGAAAUGCAAUGGACGAUCGUGAAUCAGGCGAGAGCAUAUGCAAGAGCGAUGAAAGCAACGCUAUUUUUUUCAAGUGCUACUCACAACAUAAAUGUGAACAAGAUUUUCAAGUUUGUGGCAGCCAAGCUCUUCAAUUUGCCAUGGUCGCUGGAAAGAAAUCUGACUAUUGGAGAGCCUAUUAUUGACUUUUAGCCUUCUCAUUUUGUUUUGACUUUUUUGUAUUGCAAGUGCCAGAUUGUAUAUAAGAACUGCUGAACAUUUUUAGAUCAACACUUGGUCCUCUUUUUUCUUCA